CCCCCAUUCUCUCUCUAUGCUCAGACAGGGGGACAAAUCGGACUGUACCUACAUUGUACUGAAUGGGCGCCUUCGCUCGGUUAUCAGAAAGGAUGAUGGGAAAAAGCAGCUGACUGGGGAAUACGGACGCGGAGACCUUAUCGGGGUGGUAGAAGCCCUGACCCACCAGCCGAGGGCCACAACUGUACAUGCCGUGCGAGACUCCGAGCUAGCCAAGUUACCCGAAGGGGCCCUGACCUCCAUCAAACGCAAGUUCCCCCAGGUGGUGACCCGGCUCAUCCAUUUACUCGGGGAGAAGAUUCUGGGCAGCCUGCAGCAGGUGAACGGCCCCCUUACAGGUGAGCUCCGCCCCCUCCCCCUGCCAUCUGUCUGCCCCCCCCUCACUUACCUCAUUAGCCGAUUGCUGAGCUGGAGGUUUUAUCACUGUAACUGCCAACUCCCUGCCCGAGGGAAAUCAAUUAGCAGCAGCCAAGGGGCUCAUCCAUCGCUUGGGCUGCUUAUUGCCCCGGGCUGUGCCCGCGAAUGGGUUCCAGAAUCCUCUAAUUAUCUACAUGGGGGUCACAAGGUCAUUGUUAUCACUCAUGUAUUAUAAGGGAUAAUGUACCCC
Xenopus tropicalis (tropical clawed frog) is the source of this 607-nucleotide messenger RNA. Its product is annotated as patatin-like phospholipase domain-containing protein 7. Gene Ontology annotation, molecular function: phosphatidylcholine lysophospholipase A1 activity. The record is from RefSeq and is a predicted model, not a curated record. The transcript is spliced from 3 exons. Lineage: Eukaryota; Metazoa; Chordata; Amphibia; Anura; Pipidae. The coding region runs from base 17 to 592 and encodes 191 amino acids. Gene Ontology annotation, cellular component: endoplasmic reticulum membrane.